Dracunculus medinensis (Guinea worm) is the source of this 354-nucleotide messenger RNA. Lineage: Eukaryota; Metazoa; Nematoda; Chromadorea; Rhabditida; Dracunculidae. The record is from the annotation of a GenBank genome assembly.
AUGGAUCAUUUCGUUCAACAAUCUCGACGUGGAAUUGGUCAAACACGACCUGUUGGAUGGAAAAGCAUACCACCACCAUGUGAAGCUGUUCGUGCAAAAAUUUUAGAAAACAUUAGACUUCGACAACAAAAAGAAGAGAAAGAUCGAGCUAUGCGUGUUGCGCGCGCAAAAGAACGCGAAAAAAAGGUUGAUAUGUGCACUUCUCAUCAAGAAGAAAUCGCGAAAAUUGACAUCAAAAUAAAAUCGAUUGAUGAAAGAAUCUUCGAAUUGGGAGUUUUAAAAUCUAAAAUUUUUUCUGAACUAAAAGAAGUUGUGGCCAAAGAAAAGAUUGAACGCAAGAAACAAUCAUUGUGA